AUGUGGUCGCUACUGAGCUGGAUUGGCAUUGCCCUGCUUGCUAGCCAGGCACAAGCGCUCUACUUCUACAUCGAUGGGCCAACCCAGAAGUGCUUCUUCGAGGAACUGCCCAAGGACACGUUAGUAGUUGGCCACUUCAGAGCAACACAAUGGAACGACCAAUCACGAACCUACCAAGACAACGACCAGAUGGGCAUCUUCAUCACCGUCGACGAAAUCUUCGACAGCGACCACCGCGUCGUCUCCCAACGCGGCUCCUGGCUCGGCAAAUUCACCUUCACCGCCGCCGACUCCGGCGAGCACCGCAUCUGCUUCACCCCGACCAACGUCCCCGCAACCUCCGGCUUCCUCUUCUCCGGCUCGCAAGUCGGCGGGAUCAAGUUCGAGCUUGAUCUCGCAAUCGGCGAGACCUCUCAGAUCGAAAGCAGUGACAAGGAUAAGAUUGGAGAAGUGGUGCAGAAAGUGCGAGAUCUGAACGCGAGGUUGCAGGACGUGAGGAGGGAGCAGGUCUUCCAACGAGAGAGGGAGAUGGAGUUUAGGGAUCAGAGCGAGAGUGUUAACUCGAGGGUUGUGAGGUGGGCGGUGAUACAGUGUAUUGUGUUGGCGCUCACUUGUGCGUGGCAGUUGACGUAUUUGAGGGCUUUCUUCAUCAAGCAGAAGUUGACGUAG
Molecule: messenger RNA, 669 nt
Organism: Fulvia fulva
Lineage: Eukaryota; Fungi; Ascomycota; Dothideomycetes; Mycosphaerellales; Mycosphaerellaceae
Exons: 3
Coding region: 1-669 (222 amino acids)
Biological process (GO): intracellular protein transport; endoplasmic reticulum to Golgi vesicle-mediated transport; Golgi organization
Cellular component (GO): endoplasmic reticulum; endoplasmic reticulum-Golgi intermediate compartment; COPII-coated ER to Golgi transport vesicle
Source: RefSeq, a predicted model, not a curated record